AUGGAUUUAUCAAUUCUUGGAGAACGUGUUUUUCAGGCCGAUUUCAUCCGAAAGAAACGAUAUCGCAAGGGUGGCAGAGAGUACCUGGUAAAAUGGAAGGGAUAUUCUAUCAAGCAUUGUACAUGGGAACCAGAAACAAACAUUCUUGAUCCCUUGUUGAUAGCUGAAUAUAAUGAAAAGUAA
Molecule: messenger RNA, 183 nt
Organism: Lottia gigantea (owl limpet)
Lineage: Eukaryota; Metazoa; Mollusca; Gastropoda; Lottiidae
Exons: 3
Coding region: 1-183 (60 amino acids)
Biological process (GO): negative regulation of DNA-templated transcription
Source: RefSeq, a predicted model, not a curated record